Chenopodium quinoa (quinoa) is the source of this 652-nucleotide messenger RNA. Its product is annotated as 60 kDa jasmonate-induced protein-like. The transcript has 2 exons. Bases 67 to 483 code for a protein of 138 amino acids. NCBI's taxonomy places the organism in Eukaryota, Viridiplantae, Streptophyta, Magnoliopsida, Caryophyllales, Amaranthaceae. The record is from RefSeq and is a predicted model, not a curated record.
CAAGUCAUACAGAUUAAAUAUAUACAAGAGGGUGAUAAUUCUUGUAAGGAGAAUAUAACUGAAAAGAUGGCCAACAUUCAAGAAUAUGCAGCAGUGAAGGUGAUGUUCAGUAAUAAUGUCCAAGCUACAUUGAGUGUUAAGCUGAUCAACGGAGAUGGAGAAGACCCUGCAGACGUUUACGGAAAUAUAAAUGGUCGAUUUGGCAUUGGCAGUCAAUUUUCGCUUUUUGCUAAGCAGCAAAGUCAGCGUAUUGAAGUAAGGCCUGGUGAAUUCAUUCCCUUGAGUCGGUCCGAUGUCAAUGUGCCUGAAGAAGCCAGGGAAAUGGAGAUUGAAGCUUACUUGAUGGACUAUGAUUCUGUUUCUCCCGACGAUGAAAUUGCAAACGGCAAAGCCGUCUUUCUCGUUAAGGCUUCUGGUGAAAGUGAUAAGAAGACCAUUACCGGAAAGUAUGGCUCCAUUGAAGUCAAUGUACUUUGGGGUUGAUUUCAUCUGAUUUGAUCUAAUCUAAUUAAUCCUGCUGCAGUCUUAAAUCUUAAUUACUAGCAACCAGCUAGUAUAACUAAAUAAAACUUCCCUGCACUGGUGUUCAUGUACUAUUUCAAUAUAAUUACCUAAAUAAUACGAAGUACUACGUACGUUUUUACCUACUUAA